AUGACCAACUGCGAGGCAGUGAACACUCCGGCCGACGUCAAGCCGAAGCUCUCCAAUGGUGAAGGCGAGCUGCUGAAGGAAGCAACUUGGUACAAGAGCAUGGCCGGCGCACUUCAGUAUCUAACACUGAUGCGACCGGACAUUGCUUAUGCUGUACAACAAGCAUGCCUUCAUAUGCACGCUCCACGGGACUCCCACGGCACCUUGCUCAAGAGAAUUCUGCACUACGUCAAGGGCACCACUGAACUCGGCCUUCACCUCCAUCGCGCAUCAUCUCCGACGAUCACCGCCUACACCGAUGCCGACUGGGCCGGGUGUCCAGACACUUGA
Molecule: messenger RNA, 330 nt
Organism: Panicum hallii
Lineage: Eukaryota; Viridiplantae; Streptophyta; Magnoliopsida; Poales; Poaceae
Exons: 1
Coding region: 1-330 (109 amino acids)
Source: RefSeq, a predicted model, not a curated record